AUGCUUCUCCUUCUUUCCCUCUUGGUGCUUUCUGUACGCGUUAACGUUGAAACGACUACUCAUUCCCUCACUUCCAUCGUCGAUAAUGACCCUUCCAUAAAACCCCUCAUCUAUCGAAUUCACGACCCUCCCAAUACCACCUCCCCUACCUCCAACAUCACCACCAGAUGUCGUCGUGUUCCCCACCUCACCCGUGUCAGGACUAGGACUCUAGACGAUGAUUCUUUCCCUGGAGACUACGAGUUCGAUCAUCGAUGUUUUGGCAGCAGACUCCCAAAUUCCCAAUUAUAUGCCACUUCAUUCAUACUUGACUCCUUCGACCCCCAAUUGGGAGUCUCUGAUUUUGUAUCCGAUAACGGAAUUAGGGCAUCUGAAACUAUGCGUUCUACUGCUAAGAUGACUUUCACAUUAAUCGAGGUCAUAGAGAAAGAAGAAAACGACGUCAUCCAUAGAAGCAACGAUUCUGCACCAUUGAACGAAACGACUGAAAGUGAAUCCGAAUUCCAGUUCUUCUUGAAGAGGUGUUGUAUGGUUGAUGCAAUGAUGGAGGGUGAAGAUGGUGAUGAUAAAUAUCAUCCGUGGCAUUAAGUGAAGGAUUGUUGAUGAACAAAGCAAGGAGUGUAAAUAUUGAUGUUGGUCAAGGCGAUGGGGGAUGAAGGCGAUGGCGAUAACGCUCCUCCAAUUUCAUGAGAAAUGCUUUAAGAUAGUUUCCGGGAUUUCCCCAAUCAGUUCAUUCUUGUAUAUGUUCAACAAUUUCCGAUGGGAUUUCACAAAAUAAUGAAUCUUAGGAUGUCAACAAGUUGAAGAUGUAUCAACGGAGAAAGUAAGAGCACCAUAGAUGCUUCCAGUCAGCUUAUUCCCUCAAAAUAGAAUUCUGUGUAGCCCUAACUGAAAUACCCAGAUAGGAAGAAACCUUGUGAAUGAGUUCCGACUUACGUCCAAGCUCUGAAGAUUAUGGCAUGAGAUAUCAAUGAUCGAGACUUGCAGAUUUAGAAUACAUGUCUGCAGAUCUAUGUUUUCUGGUUUACCUAAUGCAAGCG
Molecule: messenger RNA, 1040 nt
Organism: Lactuca saligna
Lineage: Eukaryota; Viridiplantae; Streptophyta; Magnoliopsida; Asterales; Asteraceae
Source: the annotation of a GenBank genome assembly